This is a messenger RNA of Parastagonospora nodorum SN15, 1005 nucleotides long. RefSeq lists its product as hypothetical. Gene Ontology annotation, biological process: fungal-type cell wall polysaccharide metabolic process. The transcript has a single exon. The record is from RefSeq and is a predicted model, not a curated record. Gene Ontology annotation, cellular component: fungal-type cell wall. Bases 1 to 1005 code for a protein of 334 amino acids. Lineage: Eukaryota; Fungi; Ascomycota; Dothideomycetes; Pleosporales; Phaeosphaeriaceae.
AUGCUUUAUACCGAGCCACGUUCACGGUCCCAAAGGCGGAUAGCCCACGCUGCUUUGUACCUAUCGCUUUUGGCAAGUACAUCAACCGCGCAAGAAUCAAAGCGUGGCUUCGCAUUUAUCGGCGACACUCACACCACUGACAACCGCCUACUGUCCUCCAACAGCCCACUGUCAUGGUACUACAACUGGAGUCCAUACCCCAACACCAACCUCAUCCCAUCCGACAGUCUAGAAUUCGUACCCAUGAUCCACGGUAUCGAUGCCACACAGACUCCACAGACUGAAAACGUCAUCCGCGGCCUGCCAGAAUCAUCGACCCACCUCCUCUCCUUCAAUGAACCAGACGGCACCACAGGAAGUGGUGGAAGUUCCAUCAAGCCCGAAGAUGCCGCAAAGGCGUACAUCGACUACGUCGUGCCCUUCCGCUCCGGCGACAAGGGUGGUCGAAAGUGGAAAAUCAGCCAUCCCUCCACCACCGGCUCACCCAAUGGUCUCGAGUGGCUACGCAGCUUCAACGAAAGCUGCUACGAGAUCGACAAAGAAAACGGCUGCCCGGCCGACUUUGUCAGCGCGCAUUGGUACGGUGCGUUCGAUGGGCUGGCAGCUUGGCUGGGCACGCUGAACGAGUUCUACAACGUGAACUCGUCGCGCAGUGAGAAUGUGUCGAUUUGGGUCACGGAGAUGGGCUUGCCGCAACAGAGCGCGGAGAAUACUGUGGGAAUGAUGAAUCAGACCCUACCGUAUUUGGAUCAGUUGGAGUAUGUGGAGAAGUAUGCGUGGUUUGGCGCGUUUAGGACUGAGGAUGCAAACGAGUGGACGGGCGAUGGCGUGGCGCUGUUUGAUGAAGAUGGCGGACUAACGGAGUUGGGGGCACUGUACAUGGGAGAUGGAUAUAAGGAGGGGCAGAAGGGCGAGGGAGAGGACAAUGCAGCCAUGGGAUCGAAGAGGAGUACGAGAUUGAUGGUUGCGUUGAGUUUAUGUGCGGUGGUGUUUGGAAUUAUGUAG